UGACAGGGUUGAGCGAAAUAGUUUUUCUGCAAGUUGAGCAUAAUUGUUUGGCUUUUUUUCUCAUUUUAGCAACAGCAGCACGUGCGUCCACAAAAUCCACAUAAGAGUACAUAUUGUAACUCCAAGAACAUUUGCAAGGCUGAAUUGCGAAAAAUCCGUCAGGCAUAAAAUACAAGUACAUUAUAGUAAUUUUAGUGUAUGUACUUGUAAGCGCGGGAAAAGUGCAAGUGCAAGUGCGGUUAUAUCAAGGUGGUUGUAGGACACGGAGCUACAGCAGAAACAGCUAGUUGAUACAAUAGUAGUAGUUGUUGUAGGCAAUAGUAGUAGGAAUAGGUGUUGAGAAACCAAAAACAAUAUGUUCUACUUGAUCGGAUUGGGGCUUGGCGACCCGACUGACAUUACUGUGAAAGGCCUUGAGAUUGUAAAGGCGUGCGCGCGUGUAUACCUGGAAAUAUAUACUUCUAUACUGGGUUGCCCCCAGGAAGAGCUAGAAACCUUCUAUGGACGUCCACUGCUGUUGGCAGAUCGUGAUCUAGUCGAACAAGGUGCAGAUCAAAUAUUAAGAGGAGCUGCCGAGGAAGACAUUGCAUUGUUAGUAGUUGGGGAUCCGUUUGGUGCCACAACUCAUACUGAUUUAAUACUUCGCGCCAAAGAGAAAAGAAUUCCGUGCAAGGUCGUACAUAAUGCGUCUAUUCUGAAUGCUAUUGGGUGUUGCGGUCUACAGCUUUAUAAGUUUGGAGAGACUGUAUCGAUACCAUAUUGGGAUGAGACAUGGAAGCCAGAUAGUUUUUAUGACAAAAUCAAAUUAAAUAGGCUGCACAAUAUGCAUACUCUGUGCUUACUGGACAUAAAAGUUAAAGAACCUACUCCGGAGAGCCUCAUGCGUCGGCGGAAAGAAUAUCAACCGCCACGUUUUAUGACUGUUGCUGAAGCUGCGCAACAAUUGAUGGCUAUUGUUGAAAAGAAAGAUGCGCUGGAACGCAACACUAUUCUUAAUGAAUUUUCACUGUGCGUGGGACUAGCACGGGUGGGACAAGAUAGUCAACGUAUAAUUGUGGGCACAUUACGUGAAUUAAGCCAAACUGAUCUCGGUGACCCUUUGCAUUCUUUAGUGAUACCGGCUAAAGAAAUGCAUCCACUUGAAGUGGAAUUUCUACAACAAUAUGCCACAUUAAAAUUGGAGGAUUACAAUCACUGAAAACAGCUUUAAGGUAGAUUGACAUCGCAUAUUGGUUCACUCAAAGUGACUCCACUGUGAUUUGACAAUUUCUUCGCAGCAAUUCAUACGCAACAACAAUCAAAAGCGGAUCCUCCUAAAUGUAAUUAAUUAUAAGAAAAACAAACAUUUGAAUGCUGUUAAAUGGUAAUCCACUUAGUUGUUUUUAUAAUUAUGUAUGUCGUACUAUAUGGUGAACAAUGUUGUGCAUUUGUUUAAUUAAUUGAUGUAAGCCUAAACUCGUUAUAAGCACAGUUCAACAUUUGGAGAAAGUUUGCUAACUUCUCUGUGUAUUGUAAUUCAUCAAAGGGGAAUAUAAUUAUUUUUCCUAUAAAAUUCUUUAAAUACAUUUUCCCACGUAGAUCAUUUA
Anastrepha obliqua is the source of this 1586-nucleotide messenger RNA. RefSeq names its product diphthine methyl ester synthase (gene Dph5). Gene Ontology annotation, molecular function: diphthine synthase activity. The coding region runs from base 356 to 1198 and encodes 280 amino acids. Gene Ontology annotation, biological process: protein histidyl modification to diphthamide. The transcript is spliced from 2 exons. The record is from RefSeq and is a predicted model, not a curated record. Lineage: Eukaryota; Metazoa; Arthropoda; Insecta; Diptera; Tephritidae.